Molecule: messenger RNA, 1422 nt
Organism: Aspergillus aculeatinus CBS 121060
Lineage: Eukaryota; Fungi; Ascomycota; Eurotiomycetes; Eurotiales; Aspergillaceae
Product: MFS general substrate transporter
Exons: 9
Coding region: 1-1422 (473 amino acids)
Source: RefSeq, a predicted model, not a curated record
AUGACCGACUCAAAAGCUGUUGUUCCACAUACCCAUGAGGACCCUCCUUCUACUGCCGUAGAAGGGACCAGCGAGCCCCUUCUCCCAUGGUGGAAGCGAGUCUGGUGCCACAGUUUGACGCAGAUGAUUCUACUGAGCGUGCAAGCGUUCUGUGGACCUGCUAUGUCGGACGCAAUCACUGGCCUGGGUGGCGGUGGUCUUGCAAGUCCCCAGGUAUCUAAUAUCUCCAACGCAAUCAGAUAUGCCAUGCUUGCAGUCGUCUGCUUCCUGGGCGGUCCCAUUGUCAACAAAAUCGGCGUCAAAUGGGCCCUUGUCAUCGGUUCCUUGUCAUUUCCCAUCCAGGGCUCAGCAUACUACUGCAAUAGCAAGUUUGGAAACCAAUGGUAUCUCAUCCUAAGUGGUGCUAUCGGCGGCAUUGGCACUGCUUGCUGGUAUGUCGCCGAGGCUGGCGCCAUCAUGACUCUGGCGCCGUCUGGUGCCCGAGGAAAGUAUCUAGCGUUGUGGAUUGUGUCACGGAAUUUGGGACAGUUGGUCGGAGGGGCGAUCAACUUGGCGAAGAAUAGUAAGGAUGGAGCGGAUGGUGGAGUGACCCCUGACACUUUCAUUGCAUUUGUGAUCAUUGAGUGCAUUGCCCUACCAUUCGCUCUAUUGAUCAUUCCCUUCGAACAUGUUGUCCGCUCCGAUGGCACUAGAAUUGUGACAGCAGAGACACUCUCCAGUCGAAUGGAACUUCGACGCAUUGCGAAGACCAUUACCUCCAAGCUCAUCAUGCUUUCCGCCCUCUGGGCUUUGUGGUCGUUCUUUUACUCAGGAUCUUGGAGCACCUAUCUGGCCGACUACUUUUCCGUCCGCGCCCGCGCCCUCUCCUCCCUGAUUUCGCCUUUCUUCUGCAUUAUUGGCUGCUUUGGUCUCGGAUUCAUCCUCGACAUGAAGGGCAUGAGCCAGCGCCGCCGCGCCCAGAUCGGUCUCUACACCGUCGUCAUCCUCAACAUCGGCGUGUACAUCUGGUCCAUCAUCAUGCAGGUGAAAUUCGACCGUCACGACCCCGGUAACAUCGACUGGAACGAUGGCCUGUACGCCACGUCCUUCCUGCCCUACUUCUUCGUACAGACGACGGGCCCCCUGUCCCAGUCGUACAUGUACUGGUUGCUCUCAUCCUUUGCAACGGAUGCGCAAGAAAACGUCCGCAACGGCGCAGCAUUCCGGUGUAUUGAGGCUAUUGGCCAAGCCAUCGCCUAUGGCAUGAACACUCAGACGUCGAGUAGUCCACUUGUUGGCUUCUGCGUGACGUUCGGCCUCCUGGGCGCUGCCUUACUACCCAUGAUCAUGCUAGUCAACACAACGCCCGACCAGAUCCCCGCCGAUGUGAUUGCCGAGGAGCAGAAUGCUGCAAAUGCAAAGCUUCCGGUGGAGGAGCCUUAG